CACACUCCUGCCCGGAAAAAGCUCCGCCGACAGCAGGCCGCUACAGACUCACGCGUCCACGGCCCGGCCGUGAAGCGGCGACUGAAGGGAAGAAGGUCAGGGAGGAUCCGGACUGGGAUUUGGGAAGCUCUGCUCAAUUCAUCCCAACUCGGGUUACCAUGCCAGAAGGAACAGUGUCCCCUCAGCAGGCUCCGCACAGCCACCUGGAGAAGCCUCCGAGCUCGCUCAUUCUCUGUGACACCUGCGGGAAGGUGUGUAAAGGAGAGGUCCUCAGGGUCCAGAGCAAGUAUUUUCACAUCAAAUGCUUUGUUUGCAAAGCGUGCGGCUGUGACCUGGCCGAGGGAGGGUUUUUCGUCAGACAAGGGGACUACAUCUGCUCCCAGGACUAUCAGAGGCUGUACGGCACACGCUGCUUCAGCUGUGACCAGUUCAUCGAGGGCGAGGUCGUCUCCGCGCUGGGCAAGACUUACCACCCCGACUGCUUUGUGUGCGCUGUCUGUAGAUUGCCUUUUCCUCCUGGGGACCGGGUGACGUUCAACGGGAAAGUGUGCGUCUGCCAAAAGUGUGCCGUGCCGGCCCCCGCCAGCGGCAGCAGUCCUUAUCUCAUCCAGGGCCGCAGAAGCUGCGGAGGCUGUGGUUUGGAAAUCCAAAAUGGGCAGUCCCUGGUGGCUUUAGAUCAACAUUGGCAUCUGGGCUGUUUCAAAUGCAAGACCUGCGGAAAACUUCUGAACGCCGAAUACAUCAGCAAAGAUGGAGUCCCCUACUGUGAAGCAGACUAUCAUGCCAAAUUUGGGAUCCAGUGCGACAGAUGUGAGAAAUAUAUCACAGGCAGAGUCCUGGAGGCUGGUGAAAAACAUUAUCAUCCUUCCUGUGCACUAUGUAUCAGGUGCAAACAGAUGUUUGCGGAAGGAGAAGAAAUGUAUCUUCAAGGUUCUGCCAUUUGGCACCCAGCUUGUAGACAAGCAGCCAAAUCGGAAGAAAAAAAUAAGGAAACUAGAACAUCUUCGGAGAGUAUUAUUUCCGUGCCUGCUUCUAGCACCUCAGGUUCUCCAAGCCGGGUGAUUUACGCAAAGCUUGGCGAUGAGAUCCUUGACUACAGGGACUUAGCCGCUCUCCCCAAAAAUAAGGCCAUCUAUAACAUCGACCGCCCAGAUAUGAUCUCUUAUUCUCCAUAUAUCUGUUAUUCUUCAGAUGACAGACAGAGUUGUGGAGAGGGCGACCAAGACGAGAGGUCUUACAAACAGUAUCGGACUUCGAGCCCUAGUUCUGCGGGCUCAAUAAGUUAUGGCCGCUCAACUCCCACGUCCCGUUCUCCUCAGCAUUACAGCAGACCAGCUGGUACUCAGAGUCUUUGUUCCAAUAGCUGCAACUCACUGUCCCAACACCCAAGCCCCACAUCAAUAUUCAGACAUCACUACAUCCCCUUCUUCAAAGGCAGCGAAAGUGGUCGCAGCACCCCAAGUUUGUCCAUGUACUCAGAGAGCAAAUCUUCGCCUUCCAGCUACCAGCAGGCUCCGCGCCACUUCCAUGUCCCAGAGUCUGGAGUAAAAGAUAACAUCUAUAGAAAACCCCCUAUCUACAGACAGCAUGGUCGCGUAGCCCAGUCCAAAAUUUCCCAAGUUUCUGACCUGGUUUCAGUCCUAUCCUUGGUGGUCCAGGACUCAAUGUACAUGAAAAAAAUAAAGUCUCCCGAGCUGAAGUCUGCAGUGACGAGGAGAUCGGACGGAGAGGACGGAAGUUUCGAUCAGGACAGCAGGAAGAGAGCUGAGUGGCUGACCCUGAAAGGAUCCCCUGCCACAGGCUCCCCAGAACUGGACGUACAAUCCCAGAGCAGCGCGACGGAUCGAGGGUCGCUCCAGAGGCUGCCCGCUGACAGCCCUCACUCACGUGAGUCCAGAGGCCCGGAGCCGCACGUGGAUGCUCUUGGAGGAGCAGGACUCCACUCUUCCCAAUCUUCUUCCCUUCCUGGAUACGGAAAGAAUGGAUUCAACCGGAAUGCAAAUGUGACCCCAUAUGAACAGGAAGCGGAUGCCAGUUGGGGCAUGAGAGAAUACAAGGUAAGAGGGACGGUUCGGCCGCCGGCAGGACUCUCAGGUUGUGCCAGAACUGACAAGGUCUAUCCUUACGAAAUGCUCAUCGUGACGAACCGAAUUCGAGUGAAGUUACCCAAGGACGUGGACAGGACCCGGUUGGAGAGACACUUGUCCCCCGAAGAAUUCCAGGAAGUGUUUGGGAUGACCGCCGAAGAAUUUGAUCGCCUGGCUCUGUGGAAAAGGAACGAACUCAAGAAAAAGGCCCUGCUUUUCUAACCUCUCACGGACAGAAAAGCGUAACGCAAAACAAAAUCCUUCUUGCCCGAAUUCACAUCUAUCCUUGCUGUUGAACCAUUGUCUGACUUCAUUGUGUUGGUAGAGGGAGAGAUACCUAGAGGAGGAAGAUCUCAGCUCCCAGAUUGAGAAUCAUCUAGGGGUAAGGGCUGGGACUCCCUUCUAGAAAGUUCUUGGGGUCCUGACUCUCCCCUUAGCCUGCUGGGUGACUUUGGACAGGCUGCUUGACCUCUCUGGGCCUCAGCCUCCUCAUCUUUAAAAUGGGGAUGGCCAGUAUCUGCCUGUCCUUAUCACCCAGGAAUACGAGCAGAUGAAACGUGGUCCUUGCUAUGGAAGCGUUCUGGAAAAACAUCCAGGCGCUCUAUAAAUGACCAAGCUCUUAUCAUUAGUACUAUAACGGAGUGGCCAGCUGUUUCUGUUGAUAAUCUUUUUCCUAGCCGUGGAUGCAGUGAAGCUAACUAUAAAUCGCCGGGGAUUUUAGGGUCUUUCCUGUUGAAAAAGGGAGCCUUAUAGGGAAGGGAAGAACCUUAAACUGGAAGAGGUUUUGUAGCAAUAACAACAGGAGUGAAGGAGGCGAUGAAGUGAAGGGGUAAAUAGUGAGGGUGUGACCAUGCCACAGGGGAUAAUCAGAUGUCCCAAGAGCUGGAGGUGAAAGAGAAGCAGGUGCCAACAGCUGUUUUUCAUCUGGUUCUCUCAAGGCUCAAAAAUUAAGGCCACCAAGCAUCUUAAAUUCACUGUUGGAUUUUAGCCGCACGCUGUGGCCUAAAGAGCUCACACCCCGGGAGGAUCACUUUAAUUAUGCUACCAGAGGUUUUAUUUUAGUAAAAAAUACAUGUCCAUGUUACAAUUGCAGUGUACUAAGGCAUAGGAAGGUAUCCGUAGAGAAUUUCAAGAUAAUGUCCCUUUCAUUAGGGCAUCCCGAAACCUUAUAGGACGCUGUUUCACAACUGCAAAGCGCUAGCGAUUGGAGUGGGUUUUUUUUUUCUCUUUUUUGGUUUCUUUUACGUCGCACACAGCAAGCAUUCACUCCACUCAACCGUAAGACAGUGCUGUUUGUAAAUACGUGUUAUAAGAUCAAUAGCUCCGCUAUUCUCUCCACUUUCUGGCUUUAUCUUUCAAGUCGUGAAAAGAGAACUCAAUUUUCUAGGGCCGAGGCUCUGGGGGAGAAGGGUCUGGCGUGCAAUAGAAUAAACUGUAGGUCUGUUGGUUGAGCAGCGAUCUGUCAAAUGGUAUUCUCGCUCAGUCAUGAGAAAGCCCCCAACCUUGGAGAGCGCGUCCGCAUGUUCUUGUAAAACCCAGACGCUGGUGAAGGGAGGGGACAAAAUCAAAUUGAGCUAAAUCUCCACCUUCAAAUAAAAGCAGAGGUGACAAAAUUCAGUAGGGUUUGGGUCUGGACUUUGGAUCCUUCCGUCUCUUUGGGUGGAAAGAAAGAAUCCCUCCAUCGUCGUCGAGACGGCUCCCGAAAUGGGAUAAAUCGAUCCGUCGUGUUUAUUGACCGCUUCCUGUGUGCGGAGCACUGUACUAGACGCUUGGGAGAGCACGACUUAGAACAGAGUUGGUAGACAAGGUCCCCGCCCACAAAGAGCUGUUAAAUCAGAGGUGAAUGGGAUAAAUCGAAGGUGAUUCUAAAAAAAAACAAUGUCUAACCGUAAGUACAUCAGAUGUUUGGGGUUUCGGGGUAUCUGCAUUUUUAUUUUUAGUGUCUUGAAUGUUUGCACUCCUAUUCCACUCUAUAUCCUUUUGCAGUUCCUUAAAUAAACUGGUUAGUCCGACACUGUCGUGAGACUGGAGCUACUGUAGCUUUAAACAUCUGCCUCUUUUCCAUCAGCAUCGAGAAUCCGAGCAUUUGAAAAUAAAUACUUUCCACUGGC
Molecule: messenger RNA, 4198 nt
Organism: Tachyglossus aculeatus (Australian echidna)
Lineage: Eukaryota; Metazoa; Chordata; Mammalia; Monotremata; Tachyglossidae
Gene: ABLIM2
Product: actin binding LIM protein family member 2
Exons: 22
Coding region: 159-2309 (716 amino acids)
Biological process (GO): lamellipodium assembly; cytoskeleton organization
Cellular component (GO): actin cytoskeleton
Molecular function (GO): actin filament binding
Source: RefSeq, a predicted model, not a curated record